This is a messenger RNA of Rotaria sp. Silwood1, 2094 nucleotides long. NCBI's taxonomy places the organism in Eukaryota, Metazoa, Rotifera, Eurotatoria, Philodinida, Philodinidae. The record is from the annotation of a GenBank genome assembly.
AUGUUUGGUUCGCUGAGUUUUGGUUUAUUUGAAGCAAUGGUCGUUCUGAUGGGUGCUCUACACAAAUUAGAAAUGACGAAUAUCGGUAUUGUCGUGUUUGGAAAGGAAGUAUGUUUAGUGAAGACGAACGAACAAACUUGGAGAAAUGCAAGUAUUUUUACACUGAUGCAACAACUUCGUUUCAAUAUUGAAAAUGACACACGAGAUGCUGAUGCGCUCGAAGUUGCCAUUGAUCUACUCAAUCAAUCGACGACACGAGGUGAAAAGAAGAUAUUUAUCAUUACUGAUGGUUAUGGCAAUUGUGGCAAUCGAUUGGCCCUUGUUCAACAACGUGCUGAAAGGGACGGCAUCGAUCUAGUAGCAAUGGCUUUCGGCAUUGAUCAAUCCAAUCUAAACUCUGUGUACAAACGAUAUUUACAUUGUACUACCGUUAAAGGAUUGCCCAGAGCUUUGCGAUCAUUAUUUGAACAAGAGCACCAAAUACUGGCCAUUGAAUGGCCACCGAAACCAAUCGAAAAUAAACGUACUACAACAGAAGAAGAGAAAAAAAGUCUUUUUGAAAAUCUUGAAGCGAAGAAGAUUUUCGAUCAGAUGGUCAAAGAACUAGCCAGUGAACGUCAAAUAAUGACAUUGAACAGUGGAACUCCACCGACAAAUCUUACCGUGGAUAUUUGUUUCUGUCUCGAUUGCACUAGUAGUAUGUCACGAUGGCUUGAAGCAACGAAGAACCAGAUGAUAUCAAUCAUUGACAGUAUUCACAAGUUGAUUCAGAAAGAUUAUCCAUCACUCAAACUCCGAUUACGCUUCGCUAUUGUCGCCUAUCGAGAUCUAAAUGAUAGGCCAACAUUUAUACCAUGUAACUUUACUGAACAUACAGCAGACAUUAUCAAGUUUCUUAAUGAAUUAAAAGCUACUGGAGGUGAUGACAUCCCUGAGGAUGUCCUUGGGGCAUUGGAUCAAUGUUUGAAAUUGAACUGGAGUGAAACGAAUGCCCGGUUUAUCAUUCUCAUUACUGACGCACCAGGUCAUGGACCAGAACUUAAUGAUAAUCCUGACAUUGACCAAUGUAAAGAGGGCAAUCGAACUCAUUCACUUCAAAGUAUCUGUGAUCGAUUGUUGACGAAAGAAAAAGCGUAUGAUUUGAUGUUCUGUCGUAUUAAACCCAAAGCAACAGAGAAAAUGGAGAAAGCAUUUGCUGCAGCUUAUGCUGCGAAGAAGGAUGAAGUAGACAAAACCUUCAAAACAGUUGAUUUAUUUGAUGAUCCUAAACAAGCUGAAAUUCAACGUUGUCAUUUUAUUUUUGUGCUCGAUGAAUCGGGUUCGAUGCGCUCUCACUGGAGAUCAUUAGAGCAAGCCUAUCAAACCUUUCUGGCUCGUCGGCGCAAUGAUCAGGGUGGUGACGACUUUAUCACUAUUAUUCAAUUCGAGUCUGCAGCACGAAUCACAUGUGAUCAUCAAUGUCUGAACAGUAAUCCAUCAUUAUCGCCAAUGAAAGGUGGAGAAACAAAUUAUUGCUCAGCUCUGGCUGAGGCGGCAAACGCUGUUUCGAACGAUCGUACGGCAUCAUCGAUUAUGUUGGUUUUUAUGUCCGAUGGUGGUGAUGGUAGCGGAGGAAAUCCUGUACAAAUCAUCAAACAACUGAAAGAGAACUCGCAGGCACAAAAGCAUAUUUUCGUAUGUCAUACUAUUGGUUUCGGUUCUGGUGUGAGUAAAGGAAGCAAUGAGGAGAAACUUUUGAAAGAAAUGGCCCUGGCAGGUGAAGGUAGCAUGUAUUCUGCACAGAACGCUGGUGAAUUGAAGGAUGUCUUCGGCACGAUUGCAGCGAAAAGCACAGCCAGUGAUGCAUUAAUCAAACGAUUCUCGGACAUUUUAGCUGAAAAUAUCAGCUUGAAAAUUACAACUGACUUCUUCUAAAGUGAUAUUGAUUUGAAAUUUCCUAAGACAAUAAAAUCAAAGAUUAUACGUAGAAAAUAAGCAUAUGUUUAGUUUUCUUUUUUCCCUGGUACAUGAGGUGAGUUAGGUGUGCGUGUGGGUGUGUGCGUGUGGAUGUGGGUGUGGGUGUGGGUGUGUGGGUGUGGGUGUGGGUGUGGGUGU